Rotaria sp. Silwood2 is the source of this 279-nucleotide messenger RNA. Lineage: Eukaryota; Metazoa; Rotifera; Eurotatoria; Philodinida; Philodinidae. The record is from the annotation of a GenBank genome assembly.
AUGAUUCGUGGAAAGAUUUUUUUAUGUGUUCUACUUGUUACAUUUGUAAUUCAAGCUCAAAUUACGAUUGGUAAGAUUUCUUUUUUUGUAAUUUCUAUUGAUAUUUUUGGAUUAAUAAAAGGAUAUCCAUCAAAUUCUGAAAAUCUACAAACAUUAUUAAAACAAGCAUUAGAAGUUAAUUAUUGUGCACGUAUGAUACAAGUUAUAAGACCAAUACCAUUACGUUUUCGUCGUUCAACACAAAAAAAACAAUUUCAAUGCAUUAUCACAUUGGAUUGA